Messenger RNA from Athalia rosae (coleseed sawfly), 1656 nucleotides. RefSeq lists its product as uncharacterized. The transcript is spliced from 3 exons. Bases 136 to 1350 code for a protein of 404 amino acids. The record is from RefSeq and is a predicted model, not a curated record. Lineage: Eukaryota; Metazoa; Arthropoda; Insecta; Hymenoptera; Athaliidae.
UGCAGAAACAAAACGCUAUAUAAGCAUCAACCGGUAGGUUCAAUUCACCAGAAGAGUUGUACGACUACUAAUUUUAACGGCAGAUAUUUAUAUUUCUGCCGUUUUAGGGGAGGAGUUCCAAAAAUUGUAUUCACCAUGAGAGUUACUCUGGUAUUACUUGGGUUCCUGUUCGUGGCCUGCGCUCUAGCAGAACCGAUCAGGACAAAAAAAGAGGCACCACUUCCGCAGUAUGGAGCCCCAGCUGAACAUUACGGAGCACCCGCAACUGACCUCGCUUUGCCAGGAGCGUCUUACGGUGUUCCUGAUGCAGGAUUAGGCGGAGGAUUAUCCGGUUCUCACGGUGCUCUUCAGCUUUCUCAGUCUUACGGAGCUCCCUCAGAUUCUUACGGAGCCCCUGGAAUUUCCCAGUCCUACGGAGCUCCGUCGGAUUCGUAUGGAGCACCUGGAAUUUCUCAGUCCUACGGAGCCCCGUCGGAUUCUUACGGAGCACCUGGACUUUCUCAGUCAUACGGAGAACCGGCACCAAUCGUCGAACAUCACGCGCCCGAGCCGUCCGGGAGAUGGGAGAAGAAAUUGAAGUGGAAGGAAGAAUGGAAACAAAUUUGGAAAACUGAAUCGAAAAUGAUAUGGAAACAAGAAUGGAAAAAGGUUCAGGUACCGGCUUGGAAAGAAGUCCAGGUCCCCAUUUGGAAGGAAGAACAGGUAGCGGCUUGGAAGAAGGUCCAAAAACCAGUUUGGAAGGAGAUCCAAGUGCCGGCGUGGAAAGAGAUCCAAGUGCCGGCUUGGAAGAAAAUUUGGGUGCCAGUUUGGAAGGAAGUUCAAGUGCCGAUUUGGAAAGAGAUCCAGGUACCCGAUUGGAAAAAAUCUUACGUGCCUGAAUGGGUGAAAGUUGGUAUUCCCGGAGAGCAAUACGUCGGACAGGAUCACAAUGGUUGGCAAUACACCAGUCACGAUCUUUGGAAAAAGAAGCUGGUAUGGAAACCAGUUUGGAAAAAAGUAUGGCGUACCGAAAAGAAGCAGGCUUGGGCUACGCAGAAGAAAAUGGAAUGGAAAGCAGAGUGGAAACAAAUAUGGAAAACUGAGAAAAAACAGGUCUGGGUAACCGACAAAAAAUUGAUAUGGAAAGAGGAAUCCGUUCAGAUUUGGGUACCGAAAAAGAAGCAAGUCUGGGUCACCGAGAAGAAACAAAUUUGGAAAGACGAAUGGAAGAGCAAAUGGGUUCCAGCGUGGAAACAAAUUCAGGUACCCGACUGGAAGAAGGUUUGGAAACCAGUUUGGGAAAAGGUUUGGGUACAAGACGAACAUCACGAUGACCAUCAUCAUCAACACGAAGAACACCACGGAUACUGAUGAUUUCUCGUGAAAAAAAUUUCAUAUCUUUUAUUGUACAGUAAAAAAAACAACGCACGAAGAAAUCUGCCAUGAUUGCGAGUUGUACGAUUUUGGCAGACGCAGAUGUCAUCGGAUGCUUUUUAGCUUGUUGAAACAAAGUGAACUCGUACCUAUACACAUAAUAUAUAGUAAUUGUAAAUAACGGUAUCGUGAGAAACCGGCGUUUUUAUCACAUGUAUAAGUGAUUGUUAUUUUUUUUUUAUACACAAAGAAUUUUUUUUUUUUCUUUGUCUUGUAAUAUAAAAAUCAAGGUUUUAUACUAAA